Messenger RNA from Exaiptasia diaphana, 791 nucleotides. RefSeq lists its product as uncharacterized. Bases 13 to 699 code for a protein of 228 amino acids. The transcript has 6 exons. The record is from RefSeq and is a predicted model, not a curated record. Lineage: Eukaryota; Metazoa; Cnidaria; Anthozoa; Actiniaria; Aiptasiidae.
AGCUCCUUCAAGAUGGUUACUUACGGAUUGCUAGUAGUUUUGGCAUUCAUUGCCUCUUCKCAGGCUUACGCACCAGACUUCUUUGAGAAUGCCAUUGACGUUGGCCAGUAYGCACCAAUGUCAAGAAGYCUCAACUGUGGCAACAUCCAGCAYCCUCUYGGCUGCACCUUYUCYYCAGACUGCUCAGUGAAAACAUGCACUGUUGACUUUGUUGGACUCAAAUUUGAGUUCAAAUUGACAAUUAACAAGUGCGACAGCCCUGUCACCGUGACCAUCAGCUUUAAUGUCAGACCAUUGAACAUCAAGUUCGCUCACACAUUUCCCACCGACCAGACCAUCCCAAUUCCAGGACUUGAGCAAGGAUUUGGUCCUUUGAAAGGCGGAGUGCGUGUCAUGGUCAAAUUGAGGCCUGAUAAUGGCAAGCUUAACGUCCAGGUCCAACUUCAGUGUGGUAUUACCAUUCUCGGCCAACCAAUCAUCCCAGUCAGACUUGAUCUGAUCAAAGGACCAUUACCAAUUGACACAAGUACCUGUGGGGGAGGAGGAGGAGGAGGACUUCCACCACCACCAGGACCCCCACCACCUGGGCCACCUGGAGGAGUGUGUGAUGACACCAAUCCCCUCUGCGGUUUCCUCAAAGGACAGUGUGGARACCCACGARUCAGUGGCAUGUGUCAAAAGACAUGCACAAAAUGCUAAAUGACGUCAUAUAUUYACCAUGACAACGCCAUAUAAUUACAUUCAAGAAUGUAAUAUUGAGUAGAAAUAAAGUUGAUUAUUUGACAACCGUA